Manduca sexta (tobacco hornworm) is the source of this 1151-nucleotide messenger RNA. RefSeq names its product glucose 1-dehydrogenase-like. NCBI's taxonomy places the organism in Eukaryota, Metazoa, Arthropoda, Insecta, Lepidoptera, Sphingidae. The record is from RefSeq and is a predicted model, not a curated record. Bases 197 to 952 code for a protein of 251 amino acids. The transcript has a single exon.
CUCUAAAUUCAAUCAUCAGAUCUCGGCGUAGAUCGCAUUUUGUCUCGCGAUUUCCCAUUGGCAUACUAAGCCCAGCUGUGACAUAAUAUUGUUUGCGCAGAUAACAGUGUCAUCCUACGUUAUCUACAUUGAUAAAAUCACUUGUGUGAUUGUUAGGAGUUCAGUGCAAAUUUGUAUUACCUACAGCUAACACAAUAUGGCGUGCUUCGUUAAUAAAGUGGUGAUUGUGACCGGCGCGAGUGCCGGUAUCGGUGCGGCGACAGCAGUGCGCUUUGCUCAAGAAGGCGCCAACGUUGCCAUAGUGGGAAGAAAUCAAGAAAGAUUGGCUAAAGUAGCUGAAGACUGUGCUAAAUACGGAAGAAACCCUCUCGUUAUCAAAGCCGACGUGUCCAAGGACGAUGAAGCGAGAAGCAUCGUUGCCAAAACGGUGGAAGCCUUCGACAAACUCGAUAUUUUGGUCAACAAUGCCGGUAUUUAUAAAUAUGAUGAUAUUCAAAAACCGGACUUUAUGGAAAUAUUCGACUCUAUAAUGACCACUAACAUGAGAGCCGUUGCAUUCCUCACUAACUUAGCUGUGCCUUACCUCAUAGAGAGCAAAGGCAACAUUGUCAAUGUGUCAAGUAUUGCUGGUAGAUGUGUUGGACAUCCUCACAGAACCUCUUACAAGACUUCGAAAGCCGCUUUAAAUCAUUUCACGAGAUGUAUAGCUUUGGAGUUGGCUCCUCAUGGCGUCCGAGUGAACAGUGUGAGCCCUGGGCCAGUCGCUACCGAGAUAUUCAACACAGCCGGUUUGCCUGACGCUUUGACAACGCUUAAGGACGCUACUGCUUUGGGCCGAGUUGGGGAAUCCGAAGAAAUUGCGGAUUUGAUACUGUUUGUGGCCAGUGAUAAAGCAAAGAGCAUUACUGGGUCUGACUACGUCUCGGACAACGGUAUGCUCCUUAAGCAAUAGCAUGUUUUCGAUAUGUUCAUUCAUUCUAGAAUAAGUUUUAUGUUUUUCAUCAACUACUUCAUAAUUUCUUUAGCAAUAGUUUGUUGAAAGGUUUAGUAUUAAAUCUUACCUUUAUUAAUACGUAAUAAUCUCUGUUUGUUAAAAUUUAAUUGUCAAUUACAAAACAAUAAAUGUAUUUUUCCACAGUUGUUUUACAUUA